CUUUCACACACAAAUUGUUUGAAUAUGUCAAAUAAAUUUUUAACUUUUUAUUCAAACAAUUUUGUGAUUUCAAUCAACAAAAUAAUCAAUGUCAACUCGAAAAUAUUGCGGCAUUUGAAUGUCAAUCUAAUUCGACGAGACAAUGAUUGUUCAAUGGUUUCAACCGCGAAUAUUUGCAACUAUUUAACCACUUUUACCAUCAACAAUGAGCACCGACGAUAGAAAUUUCCGAUCGAAGUAUUUCGAAAAGGUUGGAUGUCGCAGUGUUGAAGAGCGAAAAUCGCUUGAGAUACUAUUAAAAGAAAAACCACUCAAUCGAUCAAAACUAAAACAAUUCUGUUUGAGUUACUCGGUACCAGCUGUUUAUCGGAAUUUACUAUGGAACAUUUUAUUGGAUGUGGCGCCUGUUCAUCCUGACUGUCAAUUAUUUGUGAUGACCCAACGUCGUGAAGUGUUCGAAGAUUUGCACAGUGCCCUCAAAGUCAUGAAUAUCAUAAACGAACAAACUCCAAUACCAACUGUACUUUAUGCCAUGUGGCUGCUCGAAAAUAAGCAACUACGGUUGUGUGUUAACAUUAAUAAUCGCUGUAAUUUUGUUAUCAUCACCGAAGCCUUGCAACACACGUUCCAGAAUGAAAUUGAUUUAUACUGGAUUACCAAAGGUUUUUAUAAAUGUGCAUUAGAAGUGUCCCGUGAUUUUGUUCAACUCAAAGACUUAUCGUACAAAUUACUAGAAAAGGAGAAUCAAACAAUUUAUAAAUAUUUGGAUGAAAAUAAUUUACUCGAUUCACUGCCGUUAGAACAAUGGUAUGGUACAUGCUUUGCUGGCAUCUUUUCAAAUCAAUCACUCAUCCGAAUAUGGGAUAAGAUUUGUGGCGGAUCACGGAAAAUCGUUAUUUUUGUAUUUGUGACACUAUUCAAUUGGAUAUGGCGUACAUCAAAAUUGUCCAAUGCAUCUCAAUUAUCCGAAAUUUUAACAAUAAUUGACAAUCUGAAGGAGAACCAGGAAAGUGCUGAUCAAAUAGUUAAUUGUGGCAUCGAAUUGUGGCAAAAGAAGACACCGAGUUUCGAGUUUUAAAAUGGAGAAAUUAAAUACAAUUUAUUAACUAUUAAAUAAUUUAAAAAAAAAACAUAUUUUGUACUUUCUGAGUGUAAUUUUGUAAUAUUUUUUCGCAAAAAUUAUUUAUCAACGAAAGAAGAAGAAGAAUGGAAGAGUGAAAAUAAACUUUUAAAUGUUACAAAUGUUCAAAACCA
Contarinia nasturtii (swede midge) is the source of this 1254-nucleotide messenger RNA. It is a transcript of the gene TBC1d7, whose product is annotated as TBC1 domain family member 7. The coding region runs from base 206 to 1078 and encodes 290 amino acids. Gene Ontology annotation, biological process: negative regulation of TOR signaling; activation of GTPase activity. The transcript is spliced from 6 exons. Gene Ontology annotation, molecular function: GTPase activator activity. Lineage: Eukaryota; Metazoa; Arthropoda; Insecta; Diptera; Cecidomyiidae. The record is from RefSeq and is a predicted model, not a curated record.